AUGAUGACAAAGGUUCCGGCGCGAGAUGGAUUGGCGGGAGUCACUAUUUUUCCUAGCUACGCCACUGCUGGUAUUCAUGAAAUUAGAAUAUCGACAAAUGGAAAUGAUUCGUCUUUGUGUAUCAACGCAGUUAACAUGUCAAUAUCUUGCCGAACUCUUGAUUUUGUUUUGGAUCAAGUAAAUAGUCACACUUUUUUCAAUAUUCCUACCAAAAUUGUUAUCGAGCCCGGAAACUAUAUAUUAAACAGCAGUCACACCAUACAGAAUGUAAAUAAUUUUGAUUUGUCAGGUGACAUUCAUAACCAUGAUGAUAAAUUACAUGAAUUUUUCAAUGAUGUCGUCAUUCGAUGUAACAAAAAUGUUGGACUGGCAUUUGUGCGUUCGGUAAAUCUUCAAUUCUCGUACAUCACAUUUGAAGAAUGUGGUUCGUGGCAUAAUAACACAAGUUUCAACCACCCAAGAUUUCAGGCUGCAUUAUUUGUUGCGUAUACCAGAAACUUGACGCUUGUCUCAUGUAGUAUUAUCAAUUCUCCCGGAGUUGGUCUGAAUAUGUAUGACGUCGGAGGUUUCGUUGUAAUAGAAAAUGCUAGGUUCAUUGGAAAUUCUAGGAAUACUGCAAAUUCGCCAAAAAAGUUGAAAGUUGGUGGUGGUUUGAAAAUCGAAUUCACGUUCUGUGGUGCAUUAUAUCCUUUUGAUUGUUAUGAUUCUGAAACAAACAUGUUUAAUAAUCAAAGUUCAUUUGUCAUCCGUAAUUCUUAUUUUGCAGAUAAUAAUGCUGCAACAACGCAUAAAUACAAUCAAACUUUUGACCGAAAUCCUCAUGGAAAAUAUUUUAAUUCCAUUGGUCGCGGUGGUGGAAUUGCGUUAAUAAUCAAAGGAAAUGCAACUAAUAAUAUUUUCCAUAUAGACAACUGUACAUUUCUACGAAAUAUGGCUGAUUGGGGCGCUGGUUAUGUGGUCUAUUUUCAAGACAACGCUUGCAAUAAUUUAAUUAAAGUGACGAACUCAAACUUUUCGCAAAAUACUGCACGUUAUGCUGGUGGUGCUAUGAAAUAUGGGUCUACUGUAUUUGGGACAUUUCAUGAACUUAUGGCUCGUGAGCCAAACUUUUACUCGCACGAAGAUUGCGUGUUUGAACUAAACACAGCCAAUAUAGGUUGGGGUGGGGCUUUUGCAGCCUACGGAUCAACUGGUUAUUUGGGUAGUAAAAGUUGGCAUGGUGAUAAAACUCCGUCAUUUAUUAAUUGUACUUGGCGGAACAAUUCUGCUACGGCAGGGGCUGCCAUUGGUGCUCUUGCUAAGCCUCACGAAUUUUGGAGGAUGUCAAUGGGACAAAAUGAGCGAGGUUUUAGAUUUGCCUUGAAACUUUACAACAACACAUUCAUUGGCAAUAAAAUUAUUCGAGCUUCACUGACUGUAGUGAAUGUAGCUGUGUUUGGUAUGGGGACCGUAUUUGUAGUUUUCGUACCCAUCAUUAUGAUGGGUAACAUAACCUUCAAGGAAAAUCUCAACACAGCAUUGAUUCUCGAUAAUGCAUGUGCAGAGGUUCAUGGGAAUGUGAUGUUCUAUAAAAAUCAAGGUGAAAAAGGUGGAGCAAUAGGUAUCUACGGUGCUUCAUCUCUAGUAUUUCAACCUGGAGCCAAUUUAACAUUCAAAGAGAAUAUUGCUUCCCAUGUUGCUGGUGCUGUAUAUGUAAAAACUGCAGGGCCGAAUAUAGCUGCAUUUAAUCAAACCAUAUUUCAAAGGCAUCUAUGUUUUUUUCGAUAUUUUGAUAGCUCUGUUUACCCUGACGAUUGGAAUAUUCGUGUUGUAUUUCAAGGAAAUAAUGCCACACAAAACAUAGGCAGAACUUUGUUUGCCAACACCUUACAAUUUUGCAGAUUCAACCAGCAAGGAUUGGUCAAUGAUGCAAUAAAAAGUUGGAAAUCGAUCGUAUUUAAUAAUCAUGAUGGCCAACCAUCGCACGAUGAGCUUGAAGUUGCUACUGAGCCUGUUCAAAUUCAAGUUAAACAAGAAGAAUGGAAAAGUAUUUCACCAAAUGUGCAAUUUUCACCGUCUAUACAACUUCUUGAUGAAAGAAAUCACAGUGUUUAUGGAUUGAUUAAGAUCGUAGUGAAGGCAAAGAGUGUUCACUCUCCCGUUACAAUUGAAAAAGGAAUUUCACCUUAUUUUUUUGUCAAAGAUAGGAUUGAAUCUCUUUGGUUUAACGGUCAACCUUACAGUUUGUUUGAUACAAAUAUUAUUUCCCUUAACUCUCAGUCAGUGAAGAUGACGCUUACUAAUCUUACGAUAGAUAAGUGCCCACCGGGUUAUACUGGCAGUAAAAAUAGUUGUGUAUGCUUAAAUGGAGUUGCUGGAAUCUCCAGAUGUGAUAAUGACGGAAAAAGUCUAUAUCUUCGUAAAGGGUACUGGGGUGGCCCACAAAAAGACGACAUGCAGCCACCAGAAAAAGCAUGUACGUUUUCUGUAGUUGCAUGUCCGUAUGGCUAUUGCAAGUGUCCAGAUAAUGUUUCCAGCAGAUUUACAAGUCAAUGUGAGUGUUACUUCAAUGGUUCCCAUCAGUGCGAAGAAGGUCGUCAAGGAAUAUUAUGUAGUAAAUGCAAGAAGAAUCUCAGUGCCGUUAUUGGCAGCUAUGAAUGUGUCAAGUGUGACAAAAAAAACUUUCGGGAAAUAAUCUUGUUCUUCGUCAUUAUAACAGUGUUGGUUGUCUUAGUUUUGUAUUUCAAGCUUGACUUCUUUUCAGGUUACUUGAACUGUUGGUUGUACACAUAUCAAAUGCUUUAUCUUCUUUUACCAGACCACUUUGUCACUGUGGAUCCUUUCAUGACUGCUGUUAUGAAUAUAGCCAACAUGAAAAUCAUUUAUGGUCAUUUGUGCAUUUGGAACGGAAUGACUGAACUACAAAAAAUCUCAUUUGGCUACGUUGCACCAGCGUAUAUGAUUCUUAUCCUCAUUAUUUUUAUAAAGUUUUUUUCCAAACGUGCUUUACAAGGUAACUAUUUUCGUCCUUUUUGUACGAUUCUUGUUUUAUCGUACGCAAGUAUUGUAAAUGUGAGUUUCAAACAGCUCAGACCUGUCUUUAUAUGUGCACAGUGGCGCGUAUACAUAGCAGCCAAUGUGAUAUUUUUCAGGGGCGAGCACGUAAUACAUGCUUCUUUAGCUGUAGUAGCUAUUUUUCUUAUCAUUGUACCGUUUCCAUUUAUAUUAGCUGAUAGUACGGUUUUCACAAGGUGUUCUAGGAAAUUGUUGCGUGUUACUAAACCUCUACUUGACGUAUUACAAUCUUGCUAUCAUCCGGAAAGAUCUUGGUUUGCAGCAUACUACAUAUUUUGUCGUUUAAUAGCGAUCAUUUUACAUGUUUUCAUCUCAGAUGUCAACAUUCGACUCAAAAUUCUUCAAUUUUUUUGUGUAGCAGUUUUGCUUUUGUUUCUCUUUUUCAAACCGUACAAAAGCAGUACUCUCAUGAAAAUUGAUGCAUUUUUUUUGUCUUAUCUGGUCAUAAUAAGUUUAUUGGCCGAAGUCCUACUGGCAUGUUCGUUUUUUGACCCUGUCUUUUUCAACAUUUGUUCCUACUGUAUUCACAUACUUCUUUACGUUCCUUUCUUGUAUUCACUUGCUUUGAUUUUCUUGAACGUCAAAAAAUUGAGAAAACAACGUGUAGAACAAAGGAAUAGAGUAGAGGAAAACUUACUAAGUGAUGCCAGUGAAAACGAAGGAUAUCAUACGUUCUAAUGGAUUAUUUGAGCCUUAAAAAAUUAUUGCAUAAAAAGAAUGUCCAAUGAACAUAUAAUUCAUAUGUUGGAAUACAUAGAAUAAAGCAAGAACAAAUAUUGGCUCUAAUACUGUUAAUUAUAAAGUAUAUGAUUUUACAAUCUAACUUAUUGACAUUAGAUCAUGUUGGAAUACAGUUUUUGCUCAUGUGUCAUGUAAAUAGUAUAUAACAUGCAACUAGCAGCAAUCUAAUAAAUUUUAAUUAAUUCCCUUGUGUUAAAAAAA
This is a messenger RNA of Xenia sp. Carnegie-2017, 3996 nucleotides long. RefSeq lists its product as uncharacterized. The coding region runs from base 1 to 3732 and encodes 1243 amino acids. The record is from RefSeq and is a predicted model, not a curated record. NCBI's taxonomy places the organism in Eukaryota, Metazoa, Cnidaria, Anthozoa, Malacalcyonacea, Xeniidae. The transcript has 2 exons.